Messenger RNA from Myotis lucifugus (little brown bat), 1317 nucleotides. Its product is annotated as reticulon-1. Gene Ontology annotation, cellular component: postsynaptic density; neuron projection. The transcript is spliced from 6 exons. Gene Ontology annotation, biological process: endoplasmic reticulum tubular network formation; neuron differentiation; brain development. The annotation marks the transcript as partial. NCBI's taxonomy places the organism in Eukaryota, Metazoa, Chordata, Mammalia, Chiroptera, Vespertilionidae. The record is from RefSeq and is a predicted model, not a curated record.
CUAUUGACCUGCUGUACUGGCGGGACAUCAAGCAGACCGGGAUAGUGUUCGGGAGCUUCCUGCUGCUGCUCUUCUCCCUGACCCAGUUCAGCGUGGUGAGUGUGGUGGCCUACCUGGCCCUCGCCGUGCUCUCGGCCACCAUCAGUUUCCGCAUCUACAAGUCUGUUCUACAAGCCGUGCAGAAAACCGACGAGGGCCACCCUUUCAAGGCCUACUUGGAGCUCGAGAUCACCCUUUCUCAGGAGCAGAUUCAGAAGUACACGGACUGCCUGCAGUUUUACGUGAACAACACGCUUAAGGAACUGAGGAGACUCUUCCUCGUCCAGGACCUGGUGGAUUCCCUAAAAUUCGCAGUCCUGAUGUGGCUCCUGACUUACGUUGGCGCUCUCUUCAACGGCCUGACCCUGCUGCUCAUGGCUGUGGUUUCAAUGUUUACUCUACCUGUAGUGUAUGUUAAGCACCAGGCACAGGUUGACCAAUAUCUGGGACUUGUGAGGACUCACAUAAAUGCUAUUGUGGCAAAGAUCCAGGCUAAAAUCCCGGGCGCUAAAAGGCACGCUGAGUAAACUGAUAUCCCACCGGGACUGGGCACACAGAAAUGUCUGGAGUGGUAACAGCUCUCUUCUUAAGUGUCACGGCAAGUCGAUUGUCUCUCCCCCCAGUACCGUAAUCUUAGAGACAAACUUUGAAACGGCUCUUUUUAGGCUGUUCCUGUACUCUUAGGAUAUUUGAGUCCCUUGUGUCAAGCACUAAAGCCUAGAGAAAAGUGUAUUAGAUGUGGUUUUUAAUUUCGUGUUGCUAAAAAAACGUGCAUGAUGGUGCGAGCCCAAGUUAUCCUUCCUUCUUCGGUGUUCUUCUCCUCCUCCCUGCAAUGCUUCUGUAGCUUCUCAUGUUCCCGUGGCUAGGCCUUUCCCGCCGAGGGCCCUGACGCAGUAGCGGAAAUCGCUUUUAUGUCCUUGGGCUGCUGGUCGGAUUAACCUUUAAUAACAAUAUAUAGAAGUGUAGACCGAUGUCUUAGUGUUUUUCCAACACACACAACGUAAAAAUAAAAACAGUUGGCUGUACUUAUGGUAAUCAGUUUUGUAUAACUUAAAAGAAUUAAAUGAAUGAAUAAAUCCAAAACAAACAGGCGGUACUUCUGUUGUGUGGGACUGACGGGCUGAUUUACAUGUUUGGUGACUAACGAGUGCCAGCAUGUUAACUUUAUUACAAUUUGUAUUACUUUCUCUGUAGUUCCUAAUGGAUUUAAUGAUGGACUCUGGAUAUUUGCACUUCUGUACUUGGUAUUGAAUGCAUAAAUAAAUGUUACUAAAUGUA